Messenger RNA from Cherax quadricarinatus, 393 nucleotides. The record is from RefSeq and is a predicted model, not a curated record. Lineage: Eukaryota; Metazoa; Arthropoda; Malacostraca; Decapoda; Parastacidae.
UGGAGGAAAUUUUAAGCAGUAUGAAGCAAAAAUGAGCCAGCAAGAUUCUCAAACAGCACAGCAGCACUGCCGAGUUGUGCAGGUUGUUCUGAUGACAUUGACAGUAUAUGUUGAAUGGGUGUCUUUGCAUUACAUAUUCUCAAAUGAUGGCAAGCUCUUACAAUCCUUAUGUUUUCUACUAAGUCAAGACAGUCUCAAGAUGGAAGCUGCAGAAUGCCUCUUACAGGUAUGUUUCUUUAACCGGAUUAUGAUACUGUACUAGGAAAUAUUAGUGGUGAUUUUCAUAUUUUCUUCUUCCGUUUUAUGUUUUAUUGAGGUGACUUUUUUGACUUUUAUGUCUUAUAAAAGUAUGUUGUACUUGUGUAAAAACUUAUUUGUAGCUGUAAGAGCAGA